UCAGGCAAAGAUUUUGUAUGAACAUUCUCGGUUAAAAUUGCAAGCAUGGAGCUAUUGGCAAAAGGCCUUAGCUUGUAGCAAAUUUUGCCCUCUUGCAAGUGCAAGAUGGUGUAUAUAUGUACAUCCUACAGAACCAACUAGGCCUAACAUGUUCUCUUCUCUCCACAGCUUAUGAUCGUUGCUGGAGUGUCCGUUUCCUUCAUAAUCAGGACAGUAUUAGCUUGGAGGGUUUUGGCAUUAAUUGGUCUAAUCCCCUGUGCAGUCCUACUGUUCGGCCUGUUUUUCAUUCCAGAGUCUCCUAGAUGGCUGGCGAAAACGGGCCACAAAAAGGAGUUUGAAGCCGCACUGCAGAAACUCCGUGGAAAGGAUGCAGAUAUUUCUGAAGAGGCUGCUGAAAUACAAGACUACAUCAAAACUCUUCAACUGCUCCCAAAAGCCAGCAUUCUCGAUUUAUUUAGGAGAAGAUAUCUGAGCUCUGUCAUCAUUGGUGUUGGAUUGAUGGUCGUCCAGCAGUUCGGAGGGAUAAACGGUGUCUGUUUCUAUACAAGCAAUAUUUUCGAGGAAGCAGGUUUCUCCUCCAGCGUUGGAACCAUAACUUAUGCAAUCCUCCAGGUUAUUGUCACGGCUAUUGGCGCUGCACUGGUCGAUAGAGCUGGAAGAAAGCCCCUUCUCUUGAUCUCGGGGACAGGAUUGGUCCUAGGAUGCAUAGUAACUGCCCUUUCAUUCUUUCUAAAGGUUCAUGAUCUGGCAGCUGAUGCUGUCCCGAUACUUGCCGUCACCGGCAUUCUGCUAUACAUAGCAGCAUUUUCCGCUGGAAUGGGCGCCGUUCCUUGGGUCGUGAUGUCCAAGGUAAUCCUAAACAUCCCCCGAAUGUUUCAAAAAAAAUUUCCGAUCAUGUAA
Molecule: messenger RNA, 900 nt
Organism: Eucalyptus grandis
Lineage: Eukaryota; Viridiplantae; Streptophyta; Magnoliopsida; Myrtales; Myrtaceae
Product: sugar transporter ERD6-like 7
Exons: 11
Coding region: 172-900 (242 amino acids)
Biological process (GO): transmembrane transport
Cellular component (GO): membrane
Molecular function (GO): transmembrane transporter activity
Source: RefSeq, a predicted model, not a curated record